UAGAAUGAGUAAAAAAAUAUUAUCUUUUCUUUUCCAGAGUGAAGAAAGAAGCAAGUGUGUCUAGAGUAGCGCUGAGUGAGGGAGACGCUGCGUUCAAACCUCACUCCGCUAAGACACUCCAUCCAGCCACCACACCCCUGCCUUACUCCACCUCCCACCCACCCAACUUCCUCACAGCCUCACUCACUCCACCAAACCCUCCCUUACUCCACCUCUCUCUCCCACACACUUCCUCACAGCCUCCCUCACUCCACCACAACCCUGCCUUGCUCCAUCUCUCUCUCCCACACUUCCUCAGCCUUCCUCACUCCACCACGCCCUCCCUUACUCCACCUCUCACCCACCAACUUCCUCACAGCCUCUCCUCACUCCACCACACCCUCCCUUACUCCACCUCUCUCUCCCACACUUCCUUCACACCCUCCCUUACUCCACCUGUCUGUUUUUCCCACCCACUUCCCCGGUUUCCCCACCCUCCCAUUCUCUCCCACCUACUCUCCUACCCUCUCCAUUCAUUCACCUUAACCCAGAGAAGAGCGAUAAGGAGAUAAGAGAGAGGAAGAAAGAGGAGGUGGAAAAAUAGUGACACGAGACAAGAUAACACGAGGAAAGAAGAGGAAAGGAAGUGUUGGAAGAUAGAUAGGAGGAGAUAAAGGAGACUGAUAGAUAACAGAUGAAAAAGUAAUGAUAAAGUAAAAGGAAAAGAUUCUUUGAUAUCAGAAGGAAAUAGAAUACAAAGAAUAAAGUGAUAGAUAAGAAAAUAGUAAAGGAGGAAGGAAGGAAGGAUACGAAGGUGUAGGAAAAGGAAAAUUGAUUAAAGAAAGGAGAGGUGAGAAAAAAAAACAUAAGACGAAGAAAGUAAGGAAAAGAAGGGAUAAAGAACGGAAUAGUGAGAAAAGUAACAAAGGGAAGGAGUAAGAAAGAAUAAAAAGGAAAAAGGAAAACAGUGGAAAGUAACGAAAGAAGGAAGGAAGGAAGGAAGCAGAAACCACAGCCAUGAUGCGAACAAUCUCUACCACUUCAGAACUGGACGAAAUCAGCGCCAGUUAUGAUGUGCCCGUGGUCGACCCCGCUACUGUGCCCAAGGUGCUGUACGGUCACAGGGCCUCCGUGGACUCGCUGGUGGACCUUGAGUGGAGCCAAGAGUCCCGCGUGCUGGUGCUCUACACGGGAGGCACCAUUGGAAUGAUGAGGAACGACAGAGGACGUCUGGUUCCCAUCCCUCACGAAAUGGAGAUGAACAUUCGGCGCUACCCACACAUGCACGACGAGCUGUACGCCGAGAAGAGGUUCAACAACUCUGUCACGCAGCCGCUGGUCCUCCCGGAGUGUCAGGGUGAGCGGCGCAGGGUGGUGUACUGGGUGUAUGAGUAUGAUCCCUUGCUUGAUUCCUCCAACAUGACCAUGGACGACUGGAUCAGAGUGGCCAAGGACAUCAGGGAGGUGUAUGAGUUGUUUGACGGGUUUGUGGUGCUGCACGGGACAGACACGCUCUCCUACACUGCCGCGGCGCUCUCCUUCAUGCUGGAGAACCUGGGCAAGCCUGUCAUCAUCACUGGCUCGCAGAUCCCGCUGUUCGAGACUCGUAGUGACGGUCGAGACAACUUCAUCGGAUCCCUCAUCAUGGCGGGCAGCUACAGCAUCCCCGAGGUGUCUGUCUUCUUCAAUAACAAGCUGUACAGGGGGAACAGAACCACCAAAGUGUCCACCGGCAGUCUACAGGCUUUCGACUCUCCAAAUAUGGCGCCACUGGCCACGGCGGGCAUCACCAUCCACGUUGACUACCGCUCUGUGUUCCGCCCCACCACGCUGGAGAAGUUCACAGUGUUUGACCGUCUUAAUCGCCACGUGGGACUGCUCAGAAUCUUCCCCUCUAUAUCUGCCGAGACGGUGAGCGCCUUCCUGCAGUCCCCCAUGGCAGGCGUGGUGAUCCAGACCUACGGCGCCGGGAACAUGCCCUCCAACAGAACUGACAUUAUGAAGGCCUUACGCGAGGCCACAGAGCGAGGCGUCAUCAUCGUGAAUAUCACCCAGUGCAUGCACGGCGCGGUGGAUGCCAUAUACGAGACGGGCCAGGCCUUGGUGGACUCCGGUGUGAUGGCGGGGAUGGACAUGACCCCUGAGGCAGCACUGACCAAGCUUAGCUACGUGCUGGCCAAGAAGGGCUGGAACCUGGAGACUAAGAGAAAGAUGAUGAAGACAAACCUGCGGGGCGAGAUGACAUGCCUGGCGCAGGAGGAAGGCGGCCCUGUCAUUGAGGAGGGUGGCGUGAGGGAGCUGGAUGUGGUGGCUUCGAUAUCCCGUGCCUUACAGCUGGCUUCUGCAGAGGAUGUGGACCAAGUGAAGGACCUGCUGCUGCCCGCCAUCUUCUUCUCUGCCGUGGUCAAUGUGGACAUCACCAGACUGGACGAAAUUUACAAGAAUGGGGUGGAGAUCAACAUGCAGGACGCUUCAGGGUGGACGGGGCUUCACAUUGCGUCCAGUGAGGGGCUGACUGAGGCGGUAACGUGGCUGCUGCAACAUGGCGCCUCAGUGCACAUCAGGGACAAGAUGGCUCGCACACCGCUCACUCUGGCCAUCGAGAACGACCGUCACCAGGUCAUCACUCUGCUGGUGAAGACUGGCUCUCAUCUGCUGGAGCCGUCCCUCAAGCUUGGUGAGGCGCUGGUCACUGCUGCCGCCUCUGACAAUGUGCGGCGCCUCAAGUCUUACCAGCUGGCUGAAGUGGACUUGAGCCUGCAGGACCCAUGUGGCCGGUCUGCACUGCAUGCUGCCUGCACGGUGGGGUCCGAGGAGGGUGUGCAGUUGUUGCUGGCUGCUGGCGUCCCCACAGAUGAGGUAGACCGGACAGAUCUCACUCCUGCAAUGUGUGCUCAGAUCAACAACCAUCAACACAUCAUUGAGCUUCUUGAGGCACACCAAAAGCACAAUGGUCUGCCCGGCUAAAGUCUGCAGCCGACUCAUGCAUUCCUGUCUGUGUUGGCGGCCAUCACACCACUGCUUACUGAGACCACCACCCACCUUCACUCUGCUCUGCUCUGCUCUGCACUGCUCUUCAUGACUGGUGGUACACAGGCCAGUAUUCAGAAUCACUCUGCUCUCUUAUCAUGACUGUUUCGAAAGGCCCUGCAGAUGAUUAACCAGGUUCAUAAUGUAGAAAUGGUGUUAAUACGUCACCAGCAACAAAAGAACCUGCCACUUCAGCAGCAAUAGUAAGCAAUAUCAAACACAAGGUAGAUGAAAAGUGUGAGUCAGUAGAGAUGCACACACACACACAGUGGCAACAAAUGUAUGUGUUAAUUAAGGGUUAGCUCUCUGUCAGUUCACAAAUAAGAUGCCAGCAUUCAUAAACAUUUUCCUCUCUUACCAUCUGUGUUUUCAAAGGCUGUGAGGAUGUUCAGCUGGAUUCCCAAGUGUGUUUCUCCUCUUCUUAAUGUAGAACCAUGAAAACAUCCUAUAAAAUUUGUCACUCGGCUCUGGCCUCUUGAAAGCAGUGAAGGUGUGGUAAUGUGGUGCAUGAGGCUUCAUAAUAAGAUCAACCACAAGCAACCCACCUUGAGUCCAGCUGAACACUCAAGGUUUGUCUGCUGUCUUGCUGUAUGCUCUCUCCCUCACCCACCCAGCACAGACCACAGUCAGGGUCAGGCUGUUGAUUCAUCACUUGUUACCUUGCUACAAUGGAAGGCUGUGUCCUCCUUGUGUGUGUGUGUUUGCAUGUUGUAUGAGAAGCAAAUCCUUGGUGUUUGGAAGACUUACCUCUCUCUCUCUCUCUCUCUCUCUCUCUCUCUCUCUCUCUCUCUCUCUCUCUUCCCAUUUAUCAAUUAAGAAGGGAAUUGUGCAGUAUUGUGUCAGCUGUGAAGUAACAAAGUCGUGUCAUUUUAGCCAACAGGGAACUGAGAACCGAGAAGAGGAAAGGUUUUAAAAAUGCUGUGGCAGAAUUGUCAUUAUUCUUUUUGUUUGUAAUAUUUGUAUCAAUGAUUUAGUUUUAAGUAGAAAGAUACUCCCUACUCUAUACCUAUGAAAGUCAGAUGAUUAUAUUUUCUAUAACGAUUAUGUACAUUUUACGAUGAUUGUAAUUUUACGUGAAGUUAGGUUUUGUGAUGUUGAAAUGGCUGUGUUGCGUUGUGUUGGCUGGUUGGUUUGUUGUACUGAGAUCAUUCGUGUGUGUGUGUGUGUGUGUGUGUGUAACGAUUAAUUAUUUUACGAUGAUUGUAAUUUUACAUGAAGUUAGGUUUGUGAUGUUGAAAUGGCUGUGUUGCGUUGUGUUGGCUGGUUGGUUUGCUGUACUGAGAUUCAUGUGUGUGUGUGUGUGUGUGUGUGAGCAUGAGUGAGUGUAGCCAUGCGUGAAGCUGUACAACAAAUCUUCGCACAGUCCAUAGAAGCAUAACUCACCACACAGCUCUUCUCAGUCUUGUAACUAUUUGCCUCUCAUUAUUCCCAUGUACUGUGUGGCACUUCACUGUUACUGCUCCAUUGCCCACCUUUGCAUCACCACAUUGCAUAAUACACACAAAUUAUGGCCUGUGAUCUGUACAUUGUUAUUACUGAAUUCAACACUUUAUAUAUUCUCUCUCUCUCUUUAAAAUAAUACUGUAAACUACAAAAACAUUAAUUCUAUUAUGCUCUUACUACUGUACAUAAAAAUUUCUCACACACACACACACACACACAUACUCAUUCUUACGCAUAUCACACAUUCACGCAGUCACUUGUCACCACCACCACCACCACCUGCACUGUUAACUUGAGCACUGUAAUUAUAGUUUGUAGUAAAUCUGUAGUUGUAAUAAACCUGUUGAAUGUA
This is a messenger RNA of Portunus trituberculatus (swimming crab), 4804 nucleotides long. Its product is annotated as L-asparaginase 1-like. NCBI's taxonomy places the organism in Eukaryota, Metazoa, Arthropoda, Malacostraca, Decapoda, Portunidae. Gene Ontology annotation, biological process: amino acid metabolic process. The coding region runs from base 997 to 2946 and encodes 649 amino acids. Gene Ontology annotation, molecular function: asparaginase activity; protein binding. The record is from RefSeq and is a predicted model, not a curated record. The transcript has 15 exons.